AUGUCCCCUGACUACCAUCUCAUCGGGUCAUACACCCGCUACUCCAGCUGGACAGCCCGAGUCGAGACAGUCCUCGAGUACUUCGAGAUCCCAUAUACAUCCAAAAUGCUCACCUUCAACGAGAUCAAAGCCCACUCCCCCAGCGGCCUCGUCCCAAUGCUCCACUCCACCCCGCUGUCCAUAACAGUAACAGACUCCCUCGCGAUUCUCGAGUUCCUCGCAGACCAGAACCCGCAUAUCCCGCUGUGGCCGCGCGAUCCGGCCCUGCGCGCUCUGGCCCGCAGCGCCACCGCCGAGAUGCACUCUGGGUUCCCGGCUCUGCGAAACACGUUUCACACGAACUUUGUCGCGCGGUAUGAGGGGCUGAUCCCUGCGUCUAGAUCUGCGGGGGCGAAGCAGGAGAUUAAGCGGGUGUUGAGGAUCUGGGAUGAUGCAAGGAGGGUGACGGUCGAGAGACUGGGGGCUGGAGCUGUGGGUGAGUAUUCCAGUGCAGGCGAAGAUGAAGGGUUUCUGUUUGGGGGCUUUAGUAUCGCCGAUGCAUUUUACUGGCCUGUUUUAUGGCGCUUUCGCACGUACAAUCUGCCCCUCGACGAUGCGAGUCCAGCGGUGCUGAAGUGGAUGGAGAAGAUGUGGAAUGAUUCGAAACUGAAGCAGCUGGUUCAUGGGUACUAUCGCCAGGCCGAGAACCCGGAGACGCGGAUUGAGAAGUACGAGAACAUCUUUGCCGGCGAGGGCGUGCAGGCCUCGACGUUUCCUGAGGACUGGGUGUUUGCUGCGCCUCGAGCUGCGUAA
This is a messenger RNA of Aspergillus puulaauensis, 792 nucleotides long. Its product is annotated as glutathione S-transferase. The coding region runs from base 1 to 792 and encodes 263 amino acids. NCBI's taxonomy places the organism in Eukaryota, Fungi, Ascomycota, Eurotiomycetes, Eurotiales, Aspergillaceae. Gene Ontology annotation, molecular function: glutathione transferase activity; maleylacetoacetate isomerase activity. Gene Ontology annotation, biological process: L-phenylalanine catabolic process; glutathione metabolic process. The record is from RefSeq and is a predicted model, not a curated record. The transcript is spliced from 4 exons.